Messenger RNA from Arabidopsis lyrata subsp. lyrata, 940 nucleotides. Its product is annotated as multiple organellar RNA editing factor 5, mitochondrial. Gene Ontology annotation, biological process: mitochondrial mRNA modification; cytidine to uridine editing. The record is from RefSeq and is a predicted model, not a curated record. The transcript has 4 exons. Lineage: Eukaryota; Viridiplantae; Streptophyta; Magnoliopsida; Brassicales; Brassicaceae. Gene Ontology annotation, cellular component: mitochondrion. The coding region runs from base 58 to 747 and encodes 229 amino acids.
UUCACUUAAACCCUAGUCUAGUUCAUUUCUCAGACUCUGACACCUCACUGAGCUUCAAUGGCGAAAACCCUAGCUCGCUCCACCGCGUCACGCAUCACCAAGCGCUUCUUCUCCACCUCCGGAGCCACCACUCCUUCCCCUUCUUACCUCCUCUCCCGUAGAUCAACCCCAGCAAUCUCCCAUGCCGUCGGAUUCGUCUCUUCCUUGAAUCGUCUCACAACGAUUCGAACUCGAAUGGACAGGUCCGGUGGAUCAUACUCUCCACUCAAAUCCGGUUCGAAUUUCAGCGACCGACCACCUACAGAGAUGGCGCCGUUGUUUCCUGGCUGUGAUUAUGAGCAUUGGCUUAUUGUAAUGGACAAACCUGGAGGCGAAAACGCUACGAAGCAACAAAUGAUUGAUUGUUAUGUUCAAACCCUAGCUAAAAUUCUCGGCAGUGAGGAAGAAGCUAAGAAGAAGAUAUAUAAUGUAUCGUGUGAAAGGUAUUUUGGAUUUGGUUGUGAGAUUGAUGAAGAGACAUCAAAUAAAUUCGAAGGACUUCCUGGUGUUCUUUUCGUUUUACCAGACUCUUAUGUUGAUCAAGAGAACAAAGAUUACGGAGCUGAGCUGUUUGUGAAUGGGGAAAUAGUCCAACGACCUCCAGAGAGACAGAGAAAGAUCAUAGAGUUAACGACCCAGAGAAGCAAUGAUAAACCAAAGUACCACGACAAGACCAGAUAUGUCCGAAGGAGAGAGAACAUGCGUUGAAUCAAAAUCUAUGCUAGUGUGUCUGCAAGCAACAGAGCUUGUUUUCUAUUUUGAGUUCUCCUUAUGUAAUGGCUUUGUAGUUUGGUUUUAUUAGAACUUGGAAUUUGAUGAAACUAUUAUUAUUACAUAUACAUAAUUUGACCUUUGAAGGAUGUUUGUUUCGAAUUAUGAAAAUAAAUAUUUACAACUCUUA